UCCGGUAGUGAAAUGCCAGGUGGCGAGCAAGAUGGCGGACUGAGUGGCUGUGACUUCCCCGUCUAUAAAUGACCAUAUAACAGCGAAUAUAGAAACAUCGAACCUCAAACAAUCGUCUUUUCUUGAACCCUCAAAACUUAAGUUGCGUUUGGAGCUCUGGAGUGUUAGCUGAAGUGAAGAUUGAAGACGUGAUAGAAGAUGGACGACUACUGCUAUGCUAAGAUGGCGACGUCAUGUCAAAGAGAAAGUGAAAGACAAUCACCAACGGAGAUAAAGACGGAAGAUGAAGACGUCCAGCAGCUGAUGGGUAAUCCAGAAGAAGUUUCCCCUCAGUCAGGGGGGAGCUCCACUUUGAAGCAGGAGACUCCACAACCACCCUGCAUUAAAAAGGAAGAGGAGGAACUCUGCAUCACUCAGGAGGGAGAGUGUCUUCUAGGACGAGAGGAAGCUGAUUACACUAAGUUCCCACUGACUGUUGUCUCUGUGAAGACUGAAGAUGAUGAAGAGAAACCACAAGUAGACAACCUCUUAGCUCCUCUAUCAGAUAGUGAGGCUGAAGACAAGCUUGAAGAACCUGUGAGCAGCGAUACAGACUGUGAAGACAUCCAGCUGCUGAGUCGGCAUUCAGAAGAACUUUCCCCUCAGAGCUCCACUUUGAAGCAGGAGACUCCACAACCACCCUGCAUUAAAAAGGGAGAGGAGGAACUCUGCAUCACUCAGGAGGGAGAGUGUCUUCUAGGACGAGAGGAAGCUGAUUUCACCGAGUUGCCACUGACUAUUGUCUCUGUGAAGACUGAAGAUGAUAAAGAGAAACCACAAGUAGACAACCUCUUAGCUCCACUAUCAGGUAGUGAGGCUGAAGACAAGGUUGAAGAACCUUUGAGCAGCAAUACAGGCUGUGAAGGCGAUGUGAGGACUCACACCGACAAACACCUUGAUCGCUCUAAAAAGAAGAGAGUUAAAACAUGUUUGAGUUGCUCAGUUUGUGCUAAAAACUUUAAAAGAAAGAGCCUCUUAGCUGAGCACAUGAGAACACACACAGGAGAAAAACCAUUUCAAUGCUCAGUGUGCGGUAUAACCUUUUCCCAAAAGAGCAGUUUGACACAACAUAUGAGAAUGCACACCGGAGAAAAACCCUUUCAUUGCUCAGUUUGUGGCGAGAGCUUUCCUCGUAACAGCUAUUUGACUUCACAUAUGAGAACACACACCGGAGAGAAAUCGUUUAAUUGUUCGAUUUGUCUAAAAAGCUUUACUACAAAGAACAGUUUGACUCAACACAUGAGAAUACACGCAGGAGAGUAUCCAUUCAAUUGUUCAGUUUGCGGGAAAAGCUUUUUUGUGAAGGGCAAUUUGACUCAGCACAUGAAAACACACACAGGAAUAAAACCAUUUGUUUGUUCCGUUUGCGGUAACAGCUUUGUUUACAGACAAAGUCUUAACCGACACAUAAUGACCCACUCGGAGGACAAACGCUUCAGUUGUUCAGUGUGCUGUAAAAGGUUCCAUCAGAAUUCUGACGCAGUCAGACACACAAGAACACAUAAGGUAGAAUAACCAAGCAGCUGUUCAGUUUGUGCUAUGACGCUCACAUGUGGCCACAGCCACUAAAAUCGGAAUUAUCUAGAGCAGGGGUGUCAAACUGGUUUGGAUUGAAGGUCACAUGGCAGUUAUAAACCCUGUUUCCAUAUGAGAAUUGUGUUAGAUGUAAAUAUAAACGGAAUACAAUGAUUUUCAAAUUAUUUUCAACCCAUAUUCAGUUGAAUGCACUACAAAGACAACAUAUUUGAUAGUCAACCUUAUUUUUGUGCAAAUAAUCAUUAACUUUAGAAUUUGAUGCCAGCAACACGUGACAAAGAAGUUGGGAAAGGUGGCAAUAAAUACUGAUAUAGUUGAGGAAUGCUCAUCAAACACUUAUUUGGAACAUCCCACAGGUGUGCAGGCUAAUUGGGAACAGGUGGGUGCCAUGAUUGGGUAUAAAAGCAGCUUCCCAAAAAAUGCUCAGUCUUUCACAAGAAAAGGAUGGGGCGAGGUACACCCCUUUGUCCACAACUGCGUGAGCAAAUAGUCAAACAGUUUAAGAACAACGUUUCUCAAAGUGCAUUUGCAUGAAAUUUAGGGAUUUCUACAUCUAUGGUCCAUAAUAUCAUCAAAAGGUUCAGAGAAUCUGGAGAAAUCACUCCACGUAAGCGGCAUGGCCGGAAACCAACAUUGAAUGACCGUGACCUUCGAUACUAUAGACGGCACUGUAUCCAAAAAAUGACAUCAAUCUCUAAAGGAUAUCACCACAUGGGCUCAGAAACACUCACAUCUGUAAGUGCAAGUUAAAGCUCUACUAUGCAAAGCGUAAAGCCAUUUAUCAACAACAUCCAGAAACCCCGCCGGCUUCUCUUGGCCCAAAAUCAACUAAGAUGGACUGAUGCAAAGUGGAAAUGUGUUCUGUGGUCUGACCAGUCCACAUUUCAAAUUGUUUUUGGAAAUAUUCGACAUCGUGUCAUCCGGACCAAAGGGGAAGCGAACUAUCCAGACUGUUAAUGACGCAAAGUUCAAAAGCCAGCAUCUGUGAUGGUAUGGGGGUGCAUUAGUGCCCAAGCCAUGGGUAACUUACACAUCUGUGAAGGCACCAUUAAUGCUGAAAGGUACAUCCAGGUUUUGGAACAACAUAUGCUGCCAUCUAAUCGCCGUCUUUUUCAUGGACGCCCCUGCUUAUUUCAGCAAGACAAUGCCAAGCCACAUUAAGCACGUGUUAAAACAGCGUGGCUUCGUAAAAAAAAAAUGCGGUUACUUUCCUGGCCCACCUGCAGUCCAGACCUGUCUCCCAUUGAGAAUGUGUGGCGCAUUAUGAAGCGUAAAAUAGGACAGCGGAGACCCCGGACUGUUGAAGGACUGAAGCUCUACAUAAAACAAGAAUGGGACAGAAUUCCACUUUCAAAGAUGAAACAAUUAGUUUUCUCAGUUCGCAAAAGUUAAUUGAGUGUUGUUAAAAGAAAAUGUGAUGUAACACAGUGGUGAACAUGCCCUUUCCCAACUACUUUGGCACGUGUUGCAGCCAUGAAAUUCUAAGUUAAUUGUUAUUUGAAAAAAAAAAAACUUUAGGAGUUUGAACAUCAAAUAUCUUGUCUUUGUAGCAUAUUCAACUGAAUAUGGGUUGAAAAUAAUUUGCAAAUCAUUGUAUUCUGUUUAUAUUUACAUCUAACAAUUUUCCAACUCAUAUGGAAACAGGGUUUGUAUAUCAGAGGACCACUUGUAACAGCGACUACUGUAUGGACAUGCCUCUGGAUUUCAUUGUUAAUUACAUAAAUUGUUUUAAGUAGACUGUCGAUUUUACAGAUUAUUUUAUUUAUUACAUUUUAUGGUAUAUAUAAUAACAGUACCACUUUUUUUUUUAGUUGUUUUUUUUUCUUACAGAAAAAGCUUGCAGCUUAGUUGGAAAAAAUGUUACUAUUACAAUUACAUUGGUUUUUUACAACAUUGUCUGGUUCAUGGAAAAACAGCACAAGUUCCUUUUUUAUUCUGGCAACUUAGCUGCCAGUUUUUGUACCGUAAAAAGAAAUGUACCGUAUUUCCAUUUACAAUAAUACGCCGUCAAAAAUAAGAUUUUACGUUAAAAUAUAGCAGUACAGUCAACAGAAUGUUUAAUGCUAUUUUUUAUUUCUUUUUUCAGUAAUAUACUGUAAAGAACACCAUAAAAUGUAUUGUCAUUUUUAUUAUAUGGAUGAGUAGUUUGCUGUAAAAUCAUAAAUCAAGCAGAUAUUUGAGUAUUGAUUUUUAAUUAGACAAAAAAUGUGGGGAAAGUAUAAUAACAUACUGUAUUUUUUUUCAAUUAUAGAUAUUAUUAAAGUUUAAAAGGCAUGUAUUUUCAAGCAGUACAUAUAUUUUUUCCUGUCAAAAUGAAUAAAAUCAGUUACAUUUAAUGAGAAAAUAUGAAGUACUUCUAUUGACAUAUCACUUCUAGGUGUUUGCGGGCCAGAUCUGGCCCCCGGGCCUUGAGUUUGACACCUCUGAUCUAGAGCAUAAUCUUAUCUCCUCAUGACCCCAUGUCUUCUGUCUAUCUAAAAACUCUUCAUACAGUGGGGCAAAAAAGAAUUUAGUCAGCCACCGAUUGUGCAAGUUCUCCCACUUAAAAUGAUGACAGAGGUCUGUAAUUUUCAUCAUAGGUACACUUCAACUGUGAGAGACAGAAUGUGAAA
Messenger RNA from Nerophis ophidion (straightnose pipefish), 4187 nucleotides. RefSeq names its product gastrula zinc finger protein XlCGF57.1-like. Gene Ontology annotation, biological process: regulation of transcription by RNA polymerase II. Gene Ontology annotation, molecular function: RNA polymerase II cis-regulatory region sequence-specific DNA binding; DNA-binding transcription factor activity. Bases 199 to 1554 code for a protein of 451 amino acids. The transcript is spliced from 3 exons. The record is from RefSeq and is a predicted model, not a curated record. NCBI's taxonomy places the organism in Eukaryota, Metazoa, Chordata, Actinopteri, Syngnathiformes, Syngnathidae.